Labrus bergylta (ballan wrasse) is the source of this 2355-nucleotide messenger RNA. It is a transcript of the gene snai1a, whose product is annotated as snail family zinc finger 1a. Gene Ontology annotation, biological process: regulation of transcription by RNA polymerase II. Gene Ontology annotation, molecular function: DNA-binding transcription factor activity, RNA polymerase II-specific; RNA polymerase II cis-regulatory region sequence-specific DNA binding. The record is from RefSeq and is a predicted model, not a curated record. NCBI's taxonomy places the organism in Eukaryota, Metazoa, Chordata, Actinopteri, Labriformes, Labridae.
UGUGACAGAGUAUUUCAGAACACAGGCUAGCAUUUAGUCAUUGUGCAUGGAAGCUGCACUCAAACUUGUCUGUUGAAGUCCGCUCGAACUUUUUGACAACAGGAGUACAUUAUUUUUUUUCUCCCCUAAAGAUCCGAGGACCACCAGUAACCUACAUUUUUAUACUCGCAGACACUGUGCGUCGUGACCACAGGAUACUUUUACGCACAGUUGGCUAAACUCACAAGGACGAUGCCUCGGUCUUUCUUGGUCAAAAAGUACUUCGCUAAACAAAAGCCAAACUACAGUGAACUUGAAUGUCAGAAUGACACCUCACUGGAGAGGUUCCCUCUUGCUGAGCUCCAGUCAGGAUAUAACUCUGCCACCUGCUUCACAACAGGUCUGGUGUGGGAUCUGAGUGUCCUGCCUACCCUCUACUUGCCCACUUCCCAAACAGACCCAGCUACCGCUCCGGGCCCCCUGGACCUCAGCUCCCCAUCCAGCCUCAGCAGCAGUGCCAGCAGUUGUGGAGAGGAGGAUGAAGGACGCACAUCAGACCCCCCUAGUCCUGAACCCGUACACACAUAUGCCCCUCGCCAGCGGAUGAAAUGCACCGGGGUUAUGGCUCAUAUUAGCCCCCCUGAGGAAGAAGAAGAGAGAGAGACCCCAGUCACUGCAGCGAGGCCAGCCUUCCUCUGCAAACACUGCCCAAAAGAGUACACCAGCCUCGGGGCUCUGAAGAUGCACAUCCGCUCACACACCCUCCCCUGUGUGUGUACCACCUGUGGAAAGGCUUUUUCUCGGCCUUGGCUGCUGCGUGGCCACAUCCGCACACACACAGGUGAGCGCCCAUUCUCUUGCCCUCACUGCAACCGGGCCUUCGCUGAUCGCUCCAACCUGCGGGCCCAUUUGCAGACACAUGCCGAGGUGAAGAAGUACCAGUGUGGCAUCUGCUCACGCACCUUCAGCCGCAUGUCGUUGCUACAGAAGCACAGCUCUUCAGGGUGCUGCUCCACCACGGUGUGAAACACCACAGGAACGGACAAAGGGUAUCCACUCAAAGCUCAGGGCGGUGGUGGGCUAGUGGCCCAGGAGAUGGUGCCUACAAAAGCCCAGCUGGCCUGAAGAUGAUCUGUAAGGCCACAAAGAGCAAAUGGCUCUUUUUUAAGAGACCUGGAAGGAAUCAAGCCUUAUUAUUGGAUCUGAAUUUACAAGCCUUUUAGCGUCUCUGCUUUGUGAUACAGCAACUGAGGAGCAGAAUUCAUUCUUCCUAUCUAGAUAGAGGUCAUGAGGCUGGACCAAAGCUGAACAGAGCAAUGCAAACACUCACUUGAUAUCAGCCCCUUUGCUGCCAUUGUGCCCAUUCCAAAGAAAAAAUAUGUAGUGACCUCAUAGGGGUAAGAGGUGUGCUUUCCUGUCUCCGUCCUGGUGCCGGCUAGCUCAGGAUCAUGGCCUAGACACAGCUGCUGAGAGGUAGGGGUGCGUGGGUGGAAUAAAUCUCUCAGCAUGCCUUAAAACACACACACACACACACACACACACACACACACACACACACACACACACACACACACACACUCAGUCACACACACGCACAAAAGCAAAUGCACACACAGCUGUCCCUGGUACUGUGGUGUAGAUAGACGAGGUGCUAACAGGUGCUACAGCCAUGACCUUCGCUGGUUGAUAGCAGGUGACUUCCACUGCCCUUGGUUUGCUUAAGAAAAAAGAGGAAGCAUGUCAUUACAAAACAAUGGCAUCAGUUAGUCUUUCUGACCGGUGGGGAUUGUUUUAAGCCUUUAUUUUGACUACAUCCAAACCUUGUCUUUAAUCUGAUGGUUUCAGAGAUAGGACAGGACCUUCUAUCAGUUGUUAUCCAAAGAAGCUUCACUUUGCAGCACCACUCUUAUGUGGGUGACGAUGCAAGCCAUGCACUCCGAGUUACCAGUGUUAAUUAUAACAGCCAAAGCCAUAUUUUGUAACUUAAAUGAAUGUGUGCCUUGAAAUUGUAUUACUUUUGAAACCAAAUGUGCCUUUUUACCUCAGUAUUUGCUCAUUUAAAGUCAGCAUUCAAAGCAGUAUUAAAGAUUUGUGCCAAACAGUUUGAAUUGUAAUAAGGCUGGGACCAAAAACUGUUAAGAGUUUACAUUAUGGAGAAAAGGUUGUGUAAAUGUGAUCAGAACGUUGUAAAUGGACAAUCCAAAGAUGAGUUUUUAACUUUCCUAAACAUUUUAUGGCAGUUUUUAUAGUGCAAUGUGCCAAUGAUGUGUUAUUUUAAUUUUGUACAAUGCUUGUGUGUUCACUCCUUUUCAGUUUUCCUGUAUGUUGUAACUGAUGCAUUUUUUCAGACAAUAAAGUAAUUUAUGUUUAUUAAAA